Miniopterus natalensis is the source of this 1505-nucleotide messenger RNA. Its product is annotated as potassium inwardly rectifying channel subfamily J member 12. NCBI's taxonomy places the organism in Eukaryota, Metazoa, Chordata, Mammalia, Chiroptera, Miniopteridae. Gene Ontology annotation, molecular function: inward rectifier potassium channel activity. Gene Ontology annotation, biological process: potassium ion import across plasma membrane; regulation of monoatomic ion transmembrane transport. The record is from RefSeq and is a predicted model, not a curated record. Gene Ontology annotation, cellular component: plasma membrane.
GAGCCAGGACUGCCCUGUCCCCGGGAUGACUGCAGCCACCCGGGCCAACCCCUAUAGCGUUGUGUCAUCUGAGGAGGACGGGCUGCACCUGGUCACCAUGUCGGGCACCAAUGGCUUUGGCAAUGGCAAGGUUCACACGCGGCGCAGGUGCCGAAACCGCUUUGUCAAAAAGAAUGGCCAGUGCAACAUUGAGUUCGCCAACAUGGAUGAGAAGUCGCAGCGCUACUUGGCUGACAUGUUCACCACCUGUGUGGACAUCCGCUGGCGCUACAUGCUGCUCAUCUUCUCCCUGGCCUUCCUCGCCUCCUGGCUACUGUUUGGUGUCAUUUUCUGGGUCAUUGCUGUGGCCCACGGAGACCUGGAGCCGGCUGAGGACCGCAGCCGCACGCCCUGUGUCUUGCAGGUCCAUGGCUUCAUGGCAGCCUUCCUCUUCUCCAUUGAAACGCAAACCACCAUUGGCUACGGGCUGCGCUGCGUGACAGAGGAGUGCCCAGUGGCUGUCUUCAUGGUGGUGGCACAGUCCAUCGUGGGCUGCAUCAUAGAUUCCUUCAUGAUCGGUGCCAUCAUGGCCAAGAUGGCCAGGCCCAAGAAGCGGGCGCAGACACUGUUGUUCAGCCACAACGCUGUGGUGGCGCUGCGCGACGGCAGGCUUUGCCUCAUGUGGCGUGUGGGCAACCUGCGAAAGAGCCACAUUGUGGAGGCCCAUGUGAGGGCUCAGCUCAUCAAGCCAAGGGUCACGGAAGAGGGCGAGUACAUCCCGCUGGACCAGAUCGACAUUGACGUGGGCUUUGACAAGGGCCUCGAUCGCAUCUUCUUGGUGUCGCCCAUCACCAUCCUGCAUGAGAUCGACGAGGCCAGCCCGCUGUUCGGCAUCAGCCGGCAGGACCUGGAGACAGACGACUUUGAGAUUGUGGUCAUCCUGGAGGGGAUGGUAGAGGCCACAGCCAUGACCACACAAGCCCGUAGCUCCUACCUGGCCAACGAGAUCUUGUGGGGCCACCGCUUCGAGCCUGUCCUCUUUGAGGAGAAGAACCAGUACAAGAUUGACUACUCACACUUCCACAAGACCUACGAGGUGCCCUCCACCCCCCGCUGCAGUGCCAAGGACCUGGUGGAGAGCAAGUUCCUGCUGCCCAGCACCAACUCCUUUUGCUAUGAGAAUGAGCUGGCCUUCAUGAGUCCUGACGAGGGGGACGAAACGGAUGACGACCAAGACAGCAGCCGCCCUCCGGCUGGACACGACUUCCCCAGACCCCAGACUUGCGGCGGCGCCCUGGCGCAGCGGCCCUACCGGCGGGAGUCGGAGAUCUGAGCUGCCACUGGUCGAGUGCAGCAUCCACCCAGCCAGGGAGAGGCCCGCAUCCCUUGAGGGUCCUGGGUUUGAGCAGAACAGGCCAGGUGCCCUGCCUGCAGACUCAGUAGCGUUUUAGGUGUUUUAUGUUUCUUCACAAUGGCCUUGGAAUUGGAAGGUUGACAAGAGAGUGGGUGGCUGGAGCAGGCAGUCC